UAAAUACUAAUAAAAAAAUGUCUUAUACAAUAAGUCCAUGAGAGUGAAAAAUAAUUGCAAGAUUGCUAUACAAUUUGCAAAAAAUCACAAUUAAAGUGUCGAUAGAAUUUCUUAGAAGGAUUAUUAUUUAACUAUGCAAAGGGUUAAUCGAUUACUCAAGCACACAACAAGUAAAUUUGAUUUUCUUGUUGGAGCAAAAAAACUCUUAUCGACAUGGUCUCCAUUAGCAACGGUGUUUAAUAGUCGGCCAGUGGUGAGACUGAACUUAAUUCAGGAGAAGACGGGGCUUUUCGGAAAUCCAAAAUUAGCGUUACGCGACGGGUUUCUCCUUAUGCAAGAAGACGCCAUAUUACGUACAGAAGUGUUGAUGGAAGAGGCAAUCUCAAUGACUCGCAAACGAAAAUCCGUCGAAAUAUUCGAUGAAAUAUCGGAUACUCUAUGUAAAGUAGCAGAUUUGGCAGAGUUUGUAAGAAUAGCUCAUCCAGAAGCACAAAUUCGCAUGGCAGCUGAAGACGCUUGUAUCAGUAUAAGUGGAAUGGUAGAAAAACUCAACACACAUAGAGAACUCUACAAGUCGUUAAAAACAGUUACUGAUAAUGGUGACAAUUUUACGACUGAUUUUAUUGAUGAUCAUGUAGCUGAGUUAUUUUUAUUUGAUUUUGAGCAAUGUGGUAUACACUUAGAGGAGACUCAGCGCCGCAAAGUUGUCUAUUUGAACAAUUGUAUACUACAAUGCGGACAGAAAUUCAUGGCGGGCGCAGUUGAGCCACGAGCCGUUAGAAAAAGUAUGUUACCUCAAAGGUUACAUCAAUUUUUUCCUCAUGACGAUGACAAUUUGUACAUUUCGGGCUUAUUUUCUGAUUCACAUGAUGCACAAGCAAGAGAGGCAGCGUACAAAUUGUUCCUUUUCCCUACCAUUGACCAAGAAAAGCUUCUUCAUGAAUUAAUAACAACACGACAUGAAUUGGCAGUUACAUGUGGCUUUAAAACAUAUGCUCAUCGAGCUCUUAAAGCUAGUACCAUGGAAACUCCGGAAAACGUUAAUGCCUUUUUAGAUGUUCUCAGUAAGGAACUAAAACCACGUGCUGCAAAAGAAUUUGCACUUAUGCAUGAAAUGAAAAAACGCGAUACAGGUCAUGACACUCCUUUAGCAGGAUGGGAUGUUCCAUAUUUCACUGCUAUGCUCAAAAAACAACAUUUGAAAGUCUCAGCUGCCGAAUUCGCACCAUACUUUAGUUUAGGAAGUUGUAUGGAAGGAUUAAAUAAUCUGUAUAAAAGCUUAUUUGGAAUUUCGCUGGAACAUCGAGACAUGCUUCCCGGGGAAAGUUGGACAGCCGACGUCUACAAACUAGCAGUGGUCGACGAGAAAGACGGUCUUUUAGGAUACAUAUACUGUGAUUUCUUUGAACGUUCAGGAAAACCAAAUCAGGACUGUCAUUUUACCAUAAGAGGGGGAAAGCAACUCCCAAAUGGCGAAUAUCAGCUACCAAUCGUUGUGGUAAUGCUUAAUUUGACUCUUCCCCGAUGGUCAGACCCAAGUUUGUUGUCACCAGCAAUGGUAGAUAAUUUGUUCCAUGAAAUGGGUCAUGCGAUGCACUCUAUGUUGGCACGCACAAGAUAUCAACAUGUCACUGGAACACGAUGUAGUACCGACUUUGCAGAAGUUCCAUCUGUUUUAAUGGAGUACUUUGCCAGUGAUCCACGAGUUUUAGGUUCAUUUGCAAAGCAUUAUCAAACACAAGAACCCAUGCCAAAGGAAAUGAUUGAAAGAUUAUGCGAUUCAAAACAACUUUUCUCAGCGAGUGAAACCCAGUCUCAAGUAUUUUAUUCGGCACUCGAUCAAGCAUAUCACGGACAGCCAUUGAAAGCUGGACAAAACACGACGCAAUUAAUGAAAGAGGUACAGGCCAAAUAUUUUGGAUUGCCGUAUGUUGAACGAACAGCUUGGCAAUUAAGAUUUUCCCACCUUGUUGGUUAUGGGGCAAAAUAUUACUCUUAUUUAAUAUCCCGAGCGAUCGCUUCAUGCAUUUGGAAUGCUUACUUUGAUGCAGAUCCUUUUUCGAAAGAUAUGGGUGAAAAAUAUAGACGAGAAUGCUUAGCAUAUGGAGGAGAAGUGCCCAGCCGCGAACUCGUUUCUAAUUUUUUGCAAAAAGAUAUAACACCAGAUAAUCUGACGAAAAAUCUAAUUGAAGAAAUUGAUAUAAACAAUGAUAAAAUAAAUUUUAUUCAUGAAAAGAGGAAAUAAAAAUCAUGCAAUAA
Molecule: messenger RNA, 2259 nt
Organism: Culicoides brevitarsis
Lineage: Eukaryota; Metazoa; Arthropoda; Insecta; Diptera; Ceratopogonidae
Product: mitochondrial intermediate peptidase
Exons: 1
Coding region: 134-2245 (703 amino acids)
Biological process (GO): peptide metabolic process
Cellular component (GO): mitochondrion
Molecular function (GO): metalloendopeptidase activity
Source: RefSeq, a predicted model, not a curated record